This is a messenger RNA of Python bivittatus (Burmese python), 1101 nucleotides long. RefSeq names its product required for excision 1-B domain containing (gene REX1BD). Lineage: Eukaryota; Metazoa; Chordata; Lepidosauria; Squamata; Pythonidae. The record is from RefSeq and is a predicted model, not a curated record.
AGACUUUAAGUGCAGAAGACGCCGCCACUUGUUUGCUUCAUGGCUUUCAAGGCCGUUUUUUGCUUCUUUCCCGGGGAAGACAACGUUGUCCGUGGACUCAGUGGAGGGAUUCCAGAUUUAAAGCGAUGGCGCUGAGGCUGCAGUUCAGAAAAUGAGCGCUGGAAGAAGCCAGAACUGGCUGCGGCGGAGGGCGUUACAAGGUUACAACCUUGGCGACUGGUCAAGAGUGCCUUAAAAAAAAAAGAUUUGGAGAAUUCAAAGUAGCCCGUUCAGUCUCUGGGCCUUGCAAAAUUGGCAGUGGACUCCCCUGCAGAAUUGGGUUGCAGGAUGGACGUGCAAAGUUUGGUGCACCGUUUUUACACCCUGCAGACCGAGCGGGUAGAAGCUUACCAUCUCCUGGAGGAGGGCCACCAGGCGUAUCUCCGGAGCGCCCCUGAUUACGACUUUCUCCGAUAUCGCCAGCUGGUGCACGAGAUCACGCUGGCAUUCAGUGGCAUUUCCCAGGAGAUCUUGCAGAUCAAGGAGAAGCUGGAGGGGGCCCACGGCCGGAGAGACCUGGCUGAGCACCUGGGACGCAUCCAGGAGAAGGAGCAGGAGAAACUGGAGCUGACAGCACAACUGCAGCUUGCUAAACAAAAUGUCCAGGACCAGCCCGGGGUGGAAGCACACACACAGGAGGUGCAAGAAUUGAAGCACAAGCUAAUUCAAACCAUCGAAGCAAUCAGCGAAAUUCUUCAGGAUUUCAAGUACGAUUCGGAAGAAAGCAGUUGACAAGCCAUCCCGCGGGAGAAGGCUGAAGAAAGGCUGGGGGGGGCAGCCGGAGACGCAAGAGCCCCCCCGGCUAAGGCUGGUUCUCGUCUGCCCGCCUCUCGCCCACCCCGGCUUCUUGCGUCGUGCCAGGCCGAUGCCCGUGGGCAAGACACCGCAGGAGGUGCUGGGCUCGAUGCUGGCUGGCUGCCUGCCCAACAGAUCCGGUUCUCAGAAAAGCUUCUUUGCGCUUGGUCUCGACCGCCUUUAUGAGAUGGGGAAAAUGGCUUGUUUAUGUUCUGAAAUAAAGUGGGUUUUUUUUUUACCCCUUCAAUAAAAAAGGCAGACUCCUUU